This is a messenger RNA of Helianthus annuus (common sunflower), 309 nucleotides long. Its product is annotated as monothiol glutaredoxin-S2. The record is from RefSeq and is a predicted model, not a curated record. NCBI's taxonomy places the organism in Eukaryota, Viridiplantae, Streptophyta, Magnoliopsida, Asterales, Asteraceae. The transcript has a single exon. Bases 1 to 309 code for a protein of 102 amino acids.
AUGGCCAUUGUGACGCGAUUAAUAAAUGAUAAGGCCGUGGUUAUAUUCAGUAAGCGUUCGUGUUGUAUGUGCCACAGCAUUAAGACGCUGAUAUGCGGCUUUGGGGCUAACCCAACGGUUUAUGAGCUUGAUGAACUCCAAGAAGGUCAAGUACUAGAAAAGGAACUCAAAGCUUUAGGGUGUAAGCCAUGUGUGCCAGUCGUAUAUAUAGGACAUGAGCUGGUUGGUGGAGCCACUGAGAUCAUGAGCCUGCAUCUUCAAGGCAAGCUGGUCCCAAUGCUCAUCAAAGAGAGAGCUAUAUGGCUUUAG